Letharia columbiana is the source of this 828-nucleotide messenger RNA. RefSeq lists its product as uncharacterized. Bases 1 to 828 code for a protein of 275 amino acids. The record is from RefSeq and is a predicted model, not a curated record. The transcript has 4 exons. Lineage: Eukaryota; Fungi; Ascomycota; Lecanoromycetes; Lecanorales; Parmeliaceae.
AUGUCAACAACUCAAUUCUACGCAGAACAGAUACUCCCCAACUUUCACUCAGACUCCUCCACCGCACACAGGCUUCACAUCGGACUUUUACAGACCAAAAAAUACUACUCAACAGCCGAGAUAACCACCACUCAAACUGCAGCGCCGCCUUCCACACACUCCGAAAACAUGGCACAAAUCGCAUCUCCCAAGCUCGAGCUCCUACGCGCCAAGCUCGCUCUUGCUAUCGGCCCCGUUGAGAUCAACCUCGCCUACGAUGAGGUCAAAGCCGCCCGUCCCGAUGCCCUCGAUGAGCCGUGGUCGAAAGACAUGAGUGGACCUCACCACCAUGUUGUGUUCAACAACAAGGCUUUCGUGCUCUCUGAAGUUGCGAACGAGCAGCUGGCUUCCGGAAUGGCGCGCGGUUGUCCUUCGAUCGAUGCAGGGGAGAACAUCAAGCUGUACCUAAACGACAUCUGGCAGCUUGAGGUAUUCCGGAUGAUGGGAUUAGACCUGGCUGCUAUCCGCUGCCCUAUCACUGGGCGUGACCCGUUGGGAUCCCUUUACUAUUCGCUGAUCACUGCUGUCAACGAACGUAUCUUGAAGCAGAAAUUCCAUGUCAAUGGGAACGAGGUGACCGAUGGGAUGGCGAAUCUAGGCAUCGAUGACGUGGCGUUGGAGGAGAAAGGGGACGAGCUAAAGGAGGAAGAAUGGCCGGAAGGGGAGAUUAGCAGUGAUGGUGGGCAGGAGAAGGAGGAUGGAGAUCAGGCGGCGCAGGAUCGAGAGAAGAACACAGUGAAGCAGAUGGCCGUGGAAGAAGAGAAGCAAGCGCACGUAGACGCAGUGUGA